GAAACUUUCCUCAUUCUUCACUACGCUUUCCUUCUGUAGACAUGAAGUGUCUACUUAUUGUUGUGUGCGCACUUGCAUCUUUGUGUGCAGGUGCAGAAUGGGAUUCAUUUCAAGUGACGUAUGCAAGGCCAGGCAGUAAGAUGGGCUACUACGACAUGCCCUGGACAGUGACUGAAGCAACCUCUAAGGGAAGGUGGGGGAAAAUAGCCGAAGACACGAAGCUGAAUGUUGACAUCUACUCACAGCCCGAUGACCCAAGAGUCGUACUACUGUUUGAUAAGAAAGGCAAUAUCGCUGGAAUUAGAAUGUCUUUCCUGAAAGAAGACGUAGAUACCAAAGCCAAGGAGGAAGGAAUACCUUUUGAGUUUGAUUACGAGAACAAUUCAAUUUAUGAAAAGGGAAAUUACUUAGGCAAGGAUCUGUGGUACACAACAGUCCUGUUUGCAUCUCCCAACCAGCUAGCUGCAGGAGGCCGCAGUGGUCAGCUGGAUAAGAGCAAAGACAGUGUAGCAGAGGCCCUAUAUUUCAAGCCUGAAGGGGAAUGGGUGCAGCUGAGCAGGGAGGAGUGUGUUCAGUCUGAACACUUUGUAGAAGCAAACUGUUUUCCAGGAAUGGGAAAACACUACUUCUACGAAUUGAACAACCCUGAGUGCAAGCGGAGAAAACCAUUCUUUGUUUUGUACAAUGAAGGAAGACUUGUAGGUGUUGGGCUGGCUGGAUUUGGAUCUUUCACCAGAAACCAAAAAACCCAAAGCUACUAUGAGGACUUCCCACUUGAAGCAACAAGGAGCAUUAUCCCCAAUGCGCCCGAGUGUAUACAGGAGUACAUCAGAAAUUAUGGUCUGACAAUGAUGCACGUUUUCCUGGUAAAGAACGCUCCGAAGAUAAGCUGUCCACCAGAAGAGUGGCGUUCUACUCACUGCUAGUUGUUAAGUUUGUCUCAACUGUUCUGUUAAAUAAAUUAUUUAUUACUAA
Homalodisca vitripennis (glassy-winged sharpshooter) is the source of this 975-nucleotide messenger RNA. RefSeq lists its product as uncharacterized. The transcript is spliced from 7 exons. Lineage: Eukaryota; Metazoa; Arthropoda; Insecta; Hemiptera; Cicadellidae. The record is from RefSeq and is a predicted model, not a curated record. The coding region runs from base 42 to 926 and encodes 294 amino acids.